Messenger RNA from Girardinichthys multiradiatus, 5157 nucleotides. It is a transcript of the gene mical1, whose product is annotated as microtubule associated monooxygenase, calponin and LIM domain containing 1. Gene Ontology annotation, molecular function: FAD binding; protein binding. The record is from RefSeq and is a predicted model, not a curated record. The transcript is spliced from 26 exons. Bases 417 to 4205 code for a protein of 1262 amino acids. Lineage: Eukaryota; Metazoa; Chordata; Actinopteri; Cyprinodontiformes; Goodeidae.
AAACUCCCGGAAGUCGCUGCUUUUUUUCGAGUGCUGCAGGGGCGCGAGGUGAGGUGCGAUCUGCUCUGUUUACCUGUGCGUUUGAGGAGGUGGGAGAGAGAAGAAGCAAACAUGGAAACCUAGAAAUAGCUUCACAGAAGCCCGCUUCAGACCAGGACCUUUGAGCAACACACAUGCAAUAAGGUGUGCCAGGCUCUCCACAACUAAAUCCAGUUGCUGUGAGGAACAUAAGAGUGGUCAUGAAUAAAGACACAUGACCAACCAGAAAACCCACAGAGGGGAAGUUUUUAAUGACUCAGACGACCACGUUGCUUCAAGCUAUAAUUAAGGGACCGUGUGAAGGGAACCUACCAUUACACAGCAGUUCAACUUAAACCUCAGCGACUGAACAGAUCUGGAUCUCCUCAUCUUCAGCCAUGGCGAGCAAGGACCAUGCGAAUUCCUCACAUGCCACAUUUGACCUCUUUGUCCAAGCCAAGACUUGUCAGGAAGUAAAGCAGCACUUCUCAGAGCUCUGUCGGCAACUGCAGCUUGAUUCUAAAGAUUUCAGGGGUUUCUACACCAAGCUAAAGGAAAGGCUGAACUACUGGAAGGCCAAAGCCUUGUGGACCAAGUUGGACAAAAGAGCCUCUCAAGAAGUUUACCAGCAGGGAACAGCCUGUGCCCAGAACAAGUGUCUGGUGCUGGGUGCUGGACCAUGUGGGCUGAGAACAGCCAUCGAACUGUCCCUGUUGGGGGCUCAGGUGGUGUUGUUGGAGAAGAGAGAGGAGUUCACUAGGAACAAUGUUCUCCACCUGUGGCCUUUUACCAUCUAUGACCUCCGUGAGCUCGGAGCCAAAAAGUUCUAUGGCAAAUUCUGCUGUGGCUCCCUGGAUCACAUCAGCAUCCGUCAGCUGCAGCUGAUCCUGCUGAAAGUUUCUCUCCUCCUCGGGGUGGAGGUGCACACUGGAGUGGAGUACAAGGGCUUGAUUGAGCCCACUGGUGAAAAAGGUUGGAUGGCCAAACUACAGCCUCAGUCUCAUCCUGCUGCAGCCUUCCAGUUUGAUGUUUUUAUCUCUGCAGGGGGAGGCAGGUUCGUGCCUGAAGGUUUUAAGCACAAGGAGUUGAGAGGAAAGCUAGCUAUUGGCAUCACAGCCAAUUUUAUCAACAGGAAGACAGCCGCUGAGGCUCAAGUACCAGAGAUCAGUGGGGUGGCCCGCAUCUAUAAUCAGAAGUUCUUCCAAGACCUGCUCAAUGAGACAGAUAUUGAUUUGGAGAAUAUUGUGUACUACAAAGACGACACACACUACUUUGUCAUGACAGCCAAGAGGAAGAGCUUGCUGAAGAGGGGGGUCAUUAAAAAGGACUAUAGUAAUGCAGAACAGCUGCUGGCACCUGGAAAUGUAGAUCACGUGGCCUUGUGUCUUUAUGCUCAUGAUGCUGCAUACUUCUCCACUGGUGGCAAGCUGCCUGAGCUGCAAUUUGCUCAGAACCAGCCCGGUCAACAUGACGUGGCCAUGUUCGACUUCACCUGCAUGCAGCGCGCCGAGAAUGCCUCGCUGGUCCGAGAAAGGAGGGGCAAGAAGCUCCUAAUAGCUCUUGUUGGAGACUGUCUGGUGGAGCCCUUUUGGCCUCUGGGAACAGGCAUAGCCCGAGGGUUCUUUGCUGUGUUUGACACAGCGUGGAUGGUGAGGAGCUGGGCUAUGGGGGUCCUAGACUUGAAGGUCAUUGCUGAGAGAGAAAGUAUGUACCAGCUGCUCUCCCAGACCACACCCGACAACACCAGCAAGAAAUACUCUCUGUACAGCAUCGACCCAACAACACGGUACCAGAGCGUCAACCUGUCUGCCAUUCAGGCUCACCAGGUGCAGCACCUGUAUGAUGUUGAUAAAGGCAGUUCAUUAACCAUAAAACUAAAGGACAAUCGGGUUCACAUGCGUCAAGAUUCAAUGAGUGGUUUUAAUGAGUUGUUGAGAUGGUGCCAGAACAAUACCAAAGGGUACAGGAAUGUGAACAUAAAAGAUUUUUCCCAGUCCUGGAAGUCCGGGGUCGCUCUGUGUGCUCUGAUCCACCACUUCAGACCUCACCUGAUUGACAUGUCUUCCCUGGAUGAGUCAAACAGUGUUCACAACUACAAGCUGGUGUUCAGUGUGGUAGAGAAUGAGCUGGGCAUCCCUCCUGUCAUGUCUCCCAGUGGUCAGGUUGACAAGUUGUCCAUGGUUCUCUACCUCACCCAAAUCAAAGAUGCUUUCACUUUGGCACCAAAAGAACCUGCAGGCCCCCUGCCACCGUCCAAGUCUACGAGUCUCUCUCGGACACAGUCAGCUAUCUUUUUCCUGAGCAAGCUGAAGCAUUCCUCACUGCAAAGAAAAAAGGAAAGGCUGGCAACUCUGAAACGAGUUGCAAAAACUGAGGAAACGAUGGGAGAUGUGGAGAAUACUUCAGUGCUGCCGGCGUCUCCUGAAGUCCACCCUGUUCCUGCUAGUGCUGCACCAGAGCCUGAACCAGCUGAGACUGUGCUGAUGAUGAACAACGAGCAAUGCUACUUCUGUAGGAAAAUGGUGUAUGCAGUGGAGCGCAUCAGUGCUGAGGGAACGUUCUUCCAUCGGAGCUGCUUCACCUGUUAUAAGUGUGGCAUCACUCUCAGAUUAGGAGGAUAUGCCUUCGACAAGCCUAGUGGGAAGUUUUACUGUGAGAUGCACUCUGAAGAUCUGUUGCUUACAAAUGGUGUUGAAACAUCAUCUAAGGAUAUUAAAGAAGAAGAUGAGGAACUGGAUGAAGAGAACAGACUUUCCAGUGACGAUUAUACGCCAUCUCCAUCAGAUGAAGAGUAUUUCCUCACUCCCAGUGGUGCCUCCUCUACUCCGGCACAAUCAGAAAAACAAGAAGAACCAGCUCAGACUAUACAUGAUCCUAAAGAGUCCCAGCUAAAGACGACCACGUUUCCAGAGCCUGCAUCUAAACCUAAGGUAUCAGCAGCCGCUGCAGAUGAGACUGAGGAUACGAUGCCUUUUCCAGUCCCAAGGCCACGCUCCUCGCAUCAGACAACUCCCACAUCCGAUCCCUCGCCUCCGGUGGCGAAACCUCGCAAAGUCAUGUUGACUCCGACUCCAAUAAAACCUUCCCCUCAAACUGCUCCAGAGGGGACCUCUGGAGCAGGACUAGAAAUCUCUCUUAAACCAUCACUGCGAAAGCUUCAGUUAUCCAUUGAGGAGAAGAAUGAGCUAGGGAAUCUGCAGAGCUUCAGUGCAGACUCGGACUCCGAAACCCAAGGCGGAUCAUCCUCCUGCUCGUCUUCCUCUGCAAAUGCAGGUGGGCUUCUUAAACAAGAGGGCCAGGAUGGACAAGAGGAAGAUGGUUACUGGAGUGGUAGCACCGCUAGUCUCAUCCGAGAGAAGAAGAAUCGACACUGCUUCAAGAAAAAAGAGAUGCCAAGUGGGCAGACAAGAGUACGAUCCAAAUUUUCUCCCUGGAACCUCUCCUCGCCGAGGAUCAGCAGAGACUGCCAUCUCAGUGUCCACGUUGGUCAUCCCGGCGCAGUGGAGACGACAUUCAGACAUGUUCACAGCGCCUCAGAGGACGGUGUUGAUGAUGAAGAUGACGAUGAAGACGAUGAUGAUGAUAUGUUUGAACAGGAAGACUUGUCUGAUACGAAGUUUGAAACGGUGUCGGUCAACCCAGCAGAGGCAGAUAAGUUUGAGUUAAAGAGGAUAAAAACACUGCAGCGGAGAGCCCAGAUGAGUGUGAUGCAGCAGUUCUGCAAAGCUCAGUCGAUCCAGCGUAGACUGGAGGAGAUUGAGGUGUCCUACAAGGACCUGGAAGAGAAAGGUGUGAAGCUGGAGAGAAGCCUGCGUAGAGAACCCAGCAACAGUGACUCCUCUGAAACGAUUGAACAAUGGAUCCAGCUGGUCCAUGAGAAGAACGCGCUGGUCUCGGAAGAGUCGGACCUCAUGGUGGCGUCCCGACAACUGGAACUUGAAGACAAGCGCAGCACGUUAGAGUUGGAGUACAGGAAGUUAAUGGAGAUAAAAGAAAAGACACCAGAGCAGCAGGCAGAAGAAGAUCGAAUCUUUGAGCAGAUACUCGAGGUGGUGGAGAUGAAGGACUCUCUGGUGACAUUUUUGGAUGAGAAAAGGCAGAAAGAAAUGAGCGAGAAGGAAGAAGCUCUCUCCAUCAUGGAGGCCAAAAGACAGUCCAAGACAGGAUCUCAAGUCCAGUGGACUUAGGCUUUCUGGACACACACACACACACACACACAGAGGUUGGAUGAACCUGUGCAGAGUACAGGUGACGCUUUCUCCACGUGUGAGAUUCAGACUUGGAACCUGAAAGUUAAAUUUGCAGAGCCAAAGAUGAGACAUCAUCAUUAUAGGAGACAGCAGAACAUCAGGGGCCCCUCAGAGAAUGAAGAGCUGGAGGCUGUGUGAAUAUUCUGAUGUGUGCAGGUCAUGGCAACAGAUUUUAUGUGAAAACUGAUGUAUUUUGUCUGUUGAACAAUUACCUCAAAACUGGUGACCAUCGGUCGUCCUGAGACCUUCCCUGCUUUAGUACCGUAAACCUGAACUGAGACUAAAGUCUAGACAAAACAGUGAUUAGAAGCCUGCAGAAGCAGCUUUAGAUGCACCCAUGAGGGACAGUGUCUCUGCAGAUAUGUUGGUUUAUUGUUUUAUGUACGAUUUUUAACUGUAUAAGUACCACUGAAAAAAGCUCACAUACAUAAUAUCUUGAUUCUGUUAUAAAUGUUUGCAUACAUGAUAUAAACAUGAAGCAGGUUCAAAAGUUGAGAGGAAUUUACAAUGACAGAAUGGUAGAUUUCAUGUCUUAAAUUCUUUUUGUAUUCAGUUUUCAUCUUAUUGUUGAAUUUUGUAGCAUUUUCUGCUUUUCGCCGUGUUCUUUCUUCACAGCCUGCUGGUUUGGUAAUCUCAGGGGUUGGUAGUUGAGUUCUACAGGGUUAGGCGUAGUUUCCACUGUUUAGGUCUGGGUGUAAAACAGAGGGCUUUUUCGUGAUUGAAAAGCAGAAUAGAAUGGGACUGGUUUGUUGAACUUUAAUGCCUUCAUUGAUCAUUUGCAAAUGAAAGAACUUGAGACUAGCCUUACACCAUAUAUAUUAUCCUGCUGCCAUUUUGUGCCAUUCAAAUUCCACUUUACAGUAUAUCAAAUAAAUUUAUCACACUUUAA